GCAAAUAAUUUAAAACGGAGAGAGUCUAAUAAUAUCCCAACCUGUCUAUAAAGCUUAUUCAUGCAUCAAAGAGAUUAAGCAAACAUUAAUAACAAUAUAAUACUCGUAUUGAAGUUAUGAAAUCGCCUAUUGCUCUCAUCCUAAUUUUUUCUCUUGCCCUGUACACGGAUGCAAGAAAAGACCCUGGAGAAUAUUGGAGAGAGGUGAUGAAAGAUGAGCCAAUGCCUAAAGCAAUUCAACAUCUUAUGCCUCGAUCACAUAAAGAGAAAAGUGAUUGUCACAAAUCAUCUUUCGGGCCAAGGCCAAAUGCAUCUAGUUAUCAUGCUGACGACGUUGGUGUCAAACAAGAAAGAGAUUUCGAGCCAAGGCCAAAUGCAUCUAGUUAUCAUGAUGAUGACGUUGGUGUCAAACAAGAAAGAGAUUUCGAGCCAAGGCCAAAUGCAUCUAGUUAUCAUGAUGAUGACUUUGGUGUCAAAAAAGAAAAAGAUUUUGAGCCAAGACCAAAUUUAUCUACUUAUCAUGAUGGUGACAUUGGUGUCAAACAAGAAAAAGAUUUUGAGUCAAAGCUAAAUAUAAUUGGUUACCAUAAUGAUGACGCUGGUCUCAAAUAAGAAAAAGAUUUCAAGCCAAGACCAAAUAUUAUUGUGUAUUAUGAUUGAUAAUAUGAAAUAUAAAUAGUACUAUGUGUGUUGUUUCUU
Solanum dulcamara is the source of this 698-nucleotide messenger RNA. RefSeq names its product organ-specific protein S2-like. NCBI's taxonomy places the organism in Eukaryota, Viridiplantae, Streptophyta, Magnoliopsida, Solanales, Solanaceae. The record is from RefSeq and is a predicted model, not a curated record. The transcript has 2 exons. Bases 117 to 611 code for a protein of 164 amino acids.